AUGUCGCAACGACCGAACGAACCCGCGACACGAUCUUCAAUGCCUCCUAACAAUGAACGACCGCGAGACUCACCCGAUGGACACUCCUCCCCUUCAAGACGAUACGAUGGUGACUCAUUUCGCCAAAGUACUCCGCAUAUGAACGAUGCAAGAGCUAGCGGGGAGUUGGAGGGUAGUACACUGGGCAGCAGCUCCCGAGAAGGAGAAAGAAAGACGCCAGGCCAGCGGAGGACACAAAGCUCCAGCGGAUUCUUACUUGACUCCUUCCCUCGAUCGAAAAACACAAGAGUGAGCUUGCACCGCCCUCGACCAUCGGAGCCUCCUGCGGAUAAGCGUAGCGUCCCCGAACCCGAGAUCGUGGUCCCUAAGAAACGUUCACGUUUCCCUUGGAAUCGACAUAAACAUCAUGCAUCAGAAUCAGUUGCAGUGGAAAAUAUCCCAACACCAGAUAAUGCUCGCCAAGCUUCUACUCCUGAUAGACAGCCUUCUGGAGGCUCGUCGCCACCCGAGACACAAAGGAGCAGCAUGGAUCAAUCGACACUUGGGCUAGAUAGAGAUUCAAUCCAGAUUGUGAAUUUGGCUUUGAACUUGAAUGAAUCUAGGAGAAGGACGGCUUCUGGUAUUCCACCAGGCACAGGAGCUCGAAGACCGAUAUCUGUGUCUCAACCUGCUAUGCCGCAAGGAGAUAGCUAUGGGCAGUCUCCACAUGCACGAAACUUUCAUCGUGAUUCGGCAUUUCGAAAUUAUACCCAACUUCCCGGUGAUCGACUGUCACAAGGGACGUUGCCCAGUGUUGAGCAGUCCUCUGUUGUGAAUUUGUUACCUCCAUCUGCGGUCGAUGACCACCGAGCCUAUGAAUUCUCCGAAAGCACUUUGGUCCGUGCUGAAAGAGCUCGAACUCAUUUCGAUUUAUUCCAUGAAUAUGUCCGGCUGCUUCCUUUGUUGCCUCCUCUUCGGAAUGCCGGAAGAGAUAGCCAGACAGAGUCGACAAAAGUCGAACAACCCCACCGAGACUACAACCCUCUUCAAAUGAUUCGAAACCGUAAGGUUAGAUAUCGUGAAAAAUGUUCUAUCGACGCGGACGCAGAAGGAUGGCACGACGUGGAGCGAGUCCAUCAAUGGAUCAGCAAUGUUGAACAAAAAUACAGCUCGAGGAAUCAUGACCAGCUAGUAUCUUUGAGAUUGCCCCCAUUCCCGCAAGGUCACCGCAAUGUACAGCAUGGAGACCAGGAUGAUAUAGAUAUGAUGGCUACCUCUCCUCCAUCAAGUCUGCGACGUGUCAGUCGAACGAGCAGCAUGAAAGCUCGUCGGCCACGCAUUGAUUGGAAAUUAUCGCCUGCGGAGCUUCUGGCUGAUGCCGCUUGGCUUGAAGAAGGCACCAAUAAGACUAAGGUUGUCAACAAGGAUGGGUAUAAGCUAUACCCCGACUCGACACAACUGAUAGUAAUAAACUCUCACACUGAUCAUGCUGCGCAUAAACAGCGAUUAUCUGUUGAUGUGGAGGAGCCUGGCGACACACACUCGUCACCUCGUACAUCUAUGUCUAGUGCGCAUCCUGCAUUGAGCCAAGAAUUCAAGAGCAUCGGUCGUGGGCGACAUAGACACAGGUUCCGGAGCCAUUCGCACAGCAUACGAAGUCGCAGUGCCUCAAGCGUCCAGAAACCUUCGAAAUGGAAUAAAGUCAAGAUGCGUUCUGGCAGUGUUUCGAGCUCUUCAAGCACAGAUUCCAACCCUUCCAUUUACGGAAAGCAUCGCAUCUCUCGUGAAAAUACUCGAGAACAAUUUCACAAACUGGUUGACAAAUCGACACGAAACUUAUCUUCAAAUCGAGCAUCCCGUGCAAAUCUCCCUGCUGUUCAACCUGCCGACAUUGAUCGGGGCAGGACACCUCAGCCUUCUGAGCCCCUGCAAAUCAACACAAAAGAGAAACAAAGGCGCAAAAGGCGGUCCAUUUCAUCAGCAGGCAGUUUUGACAAUGGAGUUGAUCAUAGAAUGUCUCUUGAAGGGAUGGAUAGCACUGCGCCUAAUUCCCCUGCACACGCUGGAUACUUCCCGAGCAUCACAGUCAAUUUAUCCCCUCCUUCGAGUCGAUCUCCCUCCCCCGCAAAGAAGGGUCUUCGGCACAAGAUUGUCUCCCGCCACGAACGCAGCAAAAGCAAGCAACGAGAUCUAUUGCGCGAAGAUGAGAAUCUGGAAAGCGAAGCCUCACGUCAGCAUAGUAGUUUGGCAUCGCCCGAGCGCACAGAAACUGCUUCAAAGCUUGAGCCAAGUCCUUUUCCUGAUAUUGUGUCUUCGUCUUAUACCGAAGAUCCAGGCACAUCUGAAGGGAGUAAGAUGGAUGGACACAAGUCUCGCAAGGGGGCGCAUCUUCCUGAGUCAAAACUUCGAGGGAUUUUCAAGGGACCUGGCCGAAUAGCAGAGCUCGUGGGAAAUGAAGUCUCCAAGGUUGGGGACCUCAUCCUCAAGAAAGAGGCAGAUCCGGAAUCACGGAAAUCAUCAUCCGCAACUACUUUUAUGUCUGACAAUAGCGAUUCCGAUGAGGAGAGUAAGGUGGACAAGAAGUCCGGCUCUAAAAAACUCUUGGAGCGUCUCCCAACAUUUUCUGAGGAACCGGGGCGUUUACCUCGCAAAGAGUUUGAAAAAGUCUCAUCCCGAAGUUUUAUUCCAUCUCUUCCAAAUUUCACAUCUCCAUUGCGACAAAAUGAACGAAUCCAGGACCCAGAAGCUACCGACUUCGGCAGUUCUCGUGAACGGGUGACCUCUCCUCGGAAGCAAGAAACCAAUGACUCCAAGAACUUUGCUCUUCCACGCAGUAAAACUUUGGAUUUCGCCCCUUCUCUACACACCGGACGAGUUAAACAUGCGAUCAAGGAUCCAUCCGUUCCUUUCAGUCUCACACGACCUCCUGUUACUGGUCUCGCCAAUGCGCGUGCCUCCCCAGGUCUAUCCCCAGAUGGGAGACGCGCAGGGCUUUCAGGCUCUAGUCGUGCCUGGAGUAUCUCUGGACGAAGUCUUCGCACCCUGAACGAUACAGGUGUGCCCGGAAAACCUGAAAUUGAGCGCACACGAGCCCUCCUGCUAUCAUCCGGCAUCAAAGCCCGCGAAAUUACUCGUCGAGCCCAUGAAGUACGCGAAACAGCACCACACUGGCUCCAGGCUUCUCUGGACCCUACAGCACUAUCAUCUGCAUCCAUACCAAGAGUUACGCGUAUUGGCGAAUUUGAUCUAGCGGCUCAAAACCUUCUGCAGCGCUUCGAAAAGACCCAAUACUCAUUCCAACAUUCUAUGCAUCAAUUCUCUACAAAUACAUCCUCCCCUCUUCGUGAUCAACUCAAGAGCCUGGAAGACCUGAUCAACCAAUCCCUCACUCCCCGUGUCCGAUCCACAGCAAACGAUGCCGAGGACAUGUGUGUCCAGCUUAAUACCACCUGCACACUCGCCGUGAAGCAGCUCAGCGAUGCCCUAGACAUGGGUAUUCGCAAGCGGCGGCGUCGACUACGAUGGAUUCGUCGAACCGGCUUCAUGGUCCUGGAAUGGGCCCUCGUUGCUAUGCUGUGGUGGGUAUGGCUGAUUGUCAUGGCAUUCAAGCUUGUACGUGGAGUUUUCCGGGGUGCCUUCUCUGGUGUACGAUGGAUCUUGUGGCUUUGA
Messenger RNA from Penicillium nucicola, 3648 nucleotides. RefSeq lists its product as uncharacterized. The transcript has a single exon. The record is from RefSeq and is a predicted model, not a curated record. Bases 1 to 3648 code for a protein of 1215 amino acids. Lineage: Eukaryota; Fungi; Ascomycota; Eurotiomycetes; Eurotiales; Aspergillaceae.